GUCACCGCGGGCGCUCGAGCGCAUCGGACUCUCACGAGCGCGCGCGCGUUGCGGUGCGGCAGCUGCCAGGAGCGCGCGCAGACUCGCGGACGCAGAUCAUGUUUUAUUAUCUUCUUCUUCGUCUGAUUGUUGUAAUCACCGUGUGACCGGGAUCUGAUGGAGGGACUGGGAGCCGCGGCCGGGGGCUGUUCCGCGGGGCCGGAGGACACGGACUCGGUGCUCGGCGCGGGAUCCGGGAUUGAUGCUGCAGAUCUCGACGCUGCUCUUAAGAAGACACACUUAACCGAGAUGCCGUCGUCCUCGUGUCAGCCCGUCUCUGGCCUCGAGAAGAAGAUUGGCCACAGGCGAGUCGAUGCGUCCGGCGAGACCACGUACAAGAAGACGACCUCGUCUGCCCUGAAAGGAGCCAUUCAGCUGGGCAUCGGAUACACCGUGGGGAACCUGAGCUCCAAACCCGAGCGGGACGUCCUCAUGCAAGACUUCUACGUGGUGGAGAGCAUCUUCUUCCCCAGUGAAGGCAGUAAUCUGACGCCAGCGCAUCACUAUCCAGACUUCAGGUUUAAAACAUACGCUCCUGUGGCGUUCCGCUACUUCAGAGAGCUCUUCGGCAUCCGGCCCGACGACUAUCUGUAUUCUCUCUGUAAUGAACCCUUAAUCGAGCUCUCGAACCCGGGUGCCAGCGGCUCUAUUUUCUACGUCACUCGAGACGAUGAAUUCAUCCUCAAAACCGUCAUGCACAAAGAGGCGGAGUUCCUGCAGAAGCUGCUCCCGGGAUACUAUAUGAACCUGAACCAGAAUCCUCGCACCCUUCUUCCCAAGUUCUUCGGUUUGUACUGCGUUCAGUCCGGCGGGAAGAACAUCCGUAUCGUGGUGAUGAAUAACGUCCUGCCCCGCGCCAUCCGCAUGCACCUCAAGUUCGACCUGAAGGGCUCCACCUGCAAGCGCAGAGCGUCCAAGAAGGAGCGUGAGAAGUCCAGGCCCACGUUCAAAGACCUGGACUUCAUGCAGGACGUUCAAGACGGACUCCUGUUAGAUGUGGACACGUACAACGCCCUGGUCAAAACACUCCAGAGAGACUGUCUGGUGUUGGAGAGUUUUAAGAUCAUGGACUACAGCUUGUUGUUGGGGGUUCAUAACCUGGACCAGGCGGAGCGAGAGCAUCAGAUGGAGGGAUCUCAGAGCAGCGACGAGAAGAGGCCGGCCGCUCAGAGAGCGCUUUACUCCACCGCCAUGGAGUCCAUCCAGGGAGGAGCCGCGUGCGGAGACUCGCUCGACACCGAAGACACAAUGGGUGGGAUCCCUGCAGUCAGUGGUAAAGGAGAGAGACUCCUGCUCUUCAUAGGCAUCAUAGACAUCCUGCAGUCCUACAGACUCAUAAAGAAGCUGGAACACACAUGGAAGGCUCUGGUCCAUGAUGGGGACACUGUUUCCGUCCACCGGCCCAACUUCUACGCCGACCGCUUUUUCAGGUUCAUGAGCAGCAGUGUGUUCAAGAAAAGCACUUCGCUGAAGGCUUCUCCUGCUAAGAAGGGUCGUGUGGCCCUGAACGUGCCCAAGUUCAGCGGCCCCGGGUCCGCCUGGUCGGCCAGUCAGUUCCCCUCAGAGCGAGACCAGAACAUCUACGACCUGAGAGGAGCGCGCAGCUUCCCCGUGCUGGAAAACGAUGGUCUGCAGUCUUGCACUCCUCCGUCGUUCGAGGAAGCGACCACGGCAUCAGUGGCCACAACUCUGUCCUCAAACACCUCCAUAUCUAUCCCAGAACGCUCCCCGUCGGACACCGCAGAACACACACGCUACAGAAGACACACACUGUCUCUGAAAGAUGGCGAGGGAAGGACUCAUGAAGUGGUGGACGUGCACGAGGAAGAGCAGCAGACCAUCACUGUGCAGGUGGAGGUGAAGAGAGAGAGUGAAGAGGAGGAGCCUGACGUCUCUCUGACACAUGCAGCACAGGAGAUGGAGGCUCCUCCUGAUGACCCUGUCCCAGAAACACCCGUUUCCCAGCAAACACUUCCAGGUGACACAGCAGAUCCCCCGGAAACAGCCAGCGGGACCCUCAAAACAUCUCGGGCCCCUGAUCCAGCAGAACACACUGACCCAGCAGAACACACUGAUCCAGCAGAACACACUGACCCAGCAGAACACACCCCUGAUCCGCCCGGUCCCGGCCCGAACACACUGCGUCCCGACGGGGACAGGCUCCCAGAGACCCAGAGCCGGGAGUCUCUGGACGAAGAGGUCGCAGCAACCACUGACAUCUACUUCUACGCUCAAGGCAGAUAUUGGGUUUAUUCCCCGGUCCUCCAGCGGAAGCUCAGUUCCUACAGUAUCCCUCCAGAGGAGAGGAGCUGGAUGUACUCGUCUCUGCAUUACGGCUCAGAGCCUCAGACUGUGUCCGAUGGGGAAAGCGACACAUAACUGAUGAGAGCUCUUGCUGUGACGUGAGCUGAUCUCGACUGGCCGACUGGUAAAGCGCUCUUCAGGAUGGGUUUCUGCUCUUCUGAGGAAGAUCAAGUUAAAAGAAAAACGUGUUCCUUUUCUACUUGGGUUCCACGUCCCAGCCGGUUCCCCUGAAGAGCAACGUCAUCUCUCAGAAAACCCAGUGUGUGUGUGUGUGUGUGUGUGUGAACCCGACCAUCUCACCGCUAGGACGUGCAUCGUCUCCCUGAAAAACAUCUCGGCAUUUUGCAUCGCAAGUUGUGGACGACCCACAAUGCACUUCUUCAGUCAUUCCAUGAACACAGUGUGUCCGUUCCUCAUC
Rhinichthys klamathensis goyatoka is the source of this 2761-nucleotide messenger RNA. It is a transcript of the gene pip5k1cb, whose product is annotated as phosphatidylinositol-4-phosphate 5-kinase, type I, gamma b. The record is from RefSeq and is a predicted model, not a curated record. Gene Ontology annotation, molecular function: phosphatidylinositol kinase activity. NCBI's taxonomy places the organism in Eukaryota, Metazoa, Chordata, Actinopteri, Cypriniformes, Leuciscidae. Gene Ontology annotation, biological process: phosphatidylinositol metabolic process. The transcript is spliced from 19 exons. The coding region runs from base 157 to 2418 and encodes 753 amino acids.